UGAGUUCUGACUAAAUUAAUGAAGCAGUAAACUACCGUUUUAAGAUUGUGCUGGGAGGCACUGCAUCUGUCUGGAUAAAUGCACAAAUGAUCCCUAGUGCUGGGGGCACCCUCUAUUACCAUUCCAAGCACAGCACCUCUAGCCACCCGCGAAAUGGAGCUGGUUCGGUGGCGGGGAAAGGUUGACAGUAGUCAACGACAUCUGUGACGUCCAGACCGGAGGACACAUUGGGUCUGGCGGGGUGUCCGUCUGAAUUAGGUCGCGUUGAGCCAGCAUAUCAUCCGCGGACCUGCCGACAAAAAGCGAUGCAAACAUUUGGCUGCUGUAACGCGAUCCGAAUUCAGCACCCGCCGUCAGUAGACAGCGCAGAAUAGAUAGCUGCCUGUCUCUUCAAAGGCGUUUUCUCUGCUAAACGGUGCAUGCUGGUGGAAUGCGCAGAGUCAAGCCACUGUGUUGAAGCUGGAAAGCUGCAAAGCUGCACCCUCAAAGCGAUAGCGGGACCCUAUUCACCUGCAGUUUUUUAGACAGGCAACUUCCAGUGAGCAUUUUCCACGAAGAUCAACCAGGGAAGGAAAGCGUUGGAAUGUUGCUUUGUAUGCUGGUCAUGGAUUUCUUGAAGGGCAUCGGCGGUUUCGAAGGCCAUUGUCACAGACUAUUGUAGGAUCCAGCGCACAUUUUUGGGGUCCUGAGUCAAGGAACCCCCAUUUACAUUGCACAGAAUUCUGUCAAAAUGCAUUGGCGUUCAUAACAGCAUUUGUUGAAGAAUGUACGCGGUACUACCCUAGAUCGAACAUAACUGAUGUUCCGUCUUCAAGGUGUGUUAGCCUAACUGCAAAGCCUGAUGGAGACCCUGUUAGUUUACCUGAUGGUACUUGGCAUGGCUGUAAAAGCCCACAAGGUCCAGGUGUGCCCAAAACGCUGUGUCUGCCAGAUGCUUAACCCCAACCUAGCAACCCUCUGCGACAAGAAGGGUCUCCUCUUCGUCCCGCCCGACAUCGACCGUCACACCGUGGAGAUGCGUCUGGGCGACAACUUCGUUACGAGCAUCAAACGACGGGACUUCGCCAACAUGACCAAACUGCAAGACAUGACGUUGUCUCGGAACACCAUUGGCUCCAUCUCGCCUCACGCCUUUAAAGAUCUGGAGAACCUCAGAGCCUUGCAUCUGGACAGCAACCGUCUGACGAGGCUCACCAACGACACCUUCAGUGGGAUGUCCAAGCUCCAACAUCUCAUUCUCAACAACAAUCAGCUGAUUCACAUCCACAUCGGGGCCUUCAAUGAUCUCACAGCUCUAGAGGAGUUAGAUCUGUCCUACAACAACUUAGAAAGCGCCCCCUGGGUGGCCAUCCAGAGAAUGACCAGCCUCCACACCCUGGGCUUGGACCACAACAUGCUUAGCUACAUUCCUGAGGGAACCUUCUCUGGCCUGCAGAAGCUCAAACGCCUUGACGUCACAUCCAACAAGCUCCAGAAGCUUCCGCCAGACCCAGUGUUCCAACGGGCCGGCGUCUUGGCCACAUCAGGGAGCUUGGGUCCGACAUCAUUUGCGUUGAGUUUUGGGGGGAACCCACUGAGGUGUAACUGUGAGCUGCUGUGGCUGAGGAGGCUGAGGAGGGAGGAUGAUCUGGAGACAUGUGCGGCUCCGCAGCACCUGGCUGGGCGAUACUUCUGGACCGUGUCUGAAGAAGAGUUCCUCUGUGAGCCCCCUCUUAUCACCAGACACUCCCAGGAGCUGCGAGCAUUGGAGGGUCAGAGUGUAGCUCUGCGCUGUAAGGCCAGGGGCGACCCAGACCCCAUCAUCCACUGGAUCGCCCCAGACGGCCGGCUCAUGUCCAACUCCUCCCGGGCUGCGGUGCACAGUGAUGGGACCCUGGACAUUCUUAUCAGCACUGUGAAGGACUCAGGCUCCUUCAUCUGUGUUGCCUCCAACCCGGCCGGGGAGUCCCAACAAACUGUUGACCUGGUGAUCGCCAAACUCCCACACAUCACCAACAGUACUGUGGAGAAGGAACAGGAUCCAGGUUCUUCUGAUAUCGCCACGGUAACGAGGACGGGUGGUGGUGGGGAAGGCGGAGGAGUGGUUCCACUGGGAAACACAAAGACGAGCCAGGAGAAGAAGGUGGUGAUCGCUGAGGCCACGUCUACCUCGGCCCUGGUCAGGUUCAGCUUCCAAAGAAGUAUACCGGGCAUCCGAAUGUUCCAGAUCCAAUACAACGGAACCUACGAUGACUCUCUGGUUUACAGAAUGAUCCCUCCGAGCAGUAAGAGUAUCCUGGUGAACAACCUGGCUGCCGGUACACAGUACGACCUGUGUGUGCUGGCCAUCUACGACGACCUGGUGACCUCCCUGACUGCCACGCGGGUUGUGGGGUGCGUCCGCUUCACCACCGAUCCCCAGUACCUCCGCUGCCACUUCAUGCAGUCCCAGUUCCUGGGAGGGACCAUCGUGGUCAUGAUCGGAGGGAUCAUCGUGGCGUCCGUCUUAGCCUUCAUCGUCUUCCUCAUAGUGAGGUACCGAGUCUGUAACCAAAGCGAUGAGGAUAAGGCUUUGGAAAUGGGUGAGAUCCGGUCUCUGAGCAGUGAUGGUCAGCUCCAGGGCUGCGGCAUCCCCAAGUCCAUGUCCAAGUCUCUGUCCAAGCAGAUUCUCUGUCUGGAGAAACCAGAGAAGGUGGAUAAGGAGUAUCUGAGGGUGGGCCUUCCUCCCCCUGAGCUGUUCAAGCAGCAGCGACCCCCAGUCCUGACCACCACCACAUCCACCAAGCCAUCCAUUCCCGACUGCCAGACAAAUGUGGAGUUAGAGAACACAAACCGGAAUAACUCAGCGGAAGCUAAAAUGGUUGUUUCCGCCGUUUCCACAAAAUGGACAAAGGUCACUAGAGGGCCAAGCCCCCCUGGAGGGUCCUCCCACCAUUACAUGACAGUGCCAGCAGGGGGCGUGAGGGUGAACCGGCGGCACUCUCUGAACAUGGACUCGUACAAGGAGUGCUGCUACUUCAGCCUGAUACAGCAGCAGCAGCCAAAGCCUGGUAGGGGUUUGCGCUCCAAACGCAGUCUGUCCAUGAGUGGAGAACUGCCCCAGUUGGAAAGUGCAAUGGCAAACAUACAUAGAAGCAGAGACAAGCUGUAUGGGUCCGAGUGGCUUCUCGAAAGCACUCUAUGAUCAGGAUUUUACAGGUUUAUAGGGUUUUUGUUUUCUUGGAUUGGAUUUGUGGCCUGUGGUGGAGCAGACAGUGACUUUAUACCUUGUUCAGACUGUUACUGCGGUCUUUAGUCUGCAAGACCCACAGAUUCCUCUUGUAUUUCUGAAGACAAGGAGGCCAAACAGGGUUUUAAAGGGCAAAUGUUUAACAUUUGUUUAUCGACCUUAAAGCAAAUAUCUUCUCAAAGUCAUCUUUAUAUUGACUUUGGAUAAAACUGAAGGCACCAAAAAAUGUAUAAAGCAACUUCAUGUACAAAAUUGUUAAGUUGUGUAACAUGUUAUGCGAUACACCCGUAAGUGUUCACAUGGUAUUAAAUGCAGAUGGAAGUCUAGCAUUAUAGAGAGAGAGGGAGAGAAAGGGAUGGACGAUUAUACUUGUUAUAACAUUGCCUGUUACGUAAAGUGAUUACAAUCACUGUGUAGACAAUGAAUGGACAUAUUUCUUGUCAUCAGUUUUCUAGACGGUUGAAGACAUGUCUUCAUUAACUCGGUGGCAUUUGGAGGGAUUGCGAAUGUGCAGAACACCCCAGACAGAAGUGUAGAACAGAAUGUACUCAGGCUGUGUGUGACAUAGCACCCUAUUCCCUAUAGUGCACUCUGGUCAAAAGUAGUGCACUAUAUUGGGAAUAUGGUGCCAUUUAGUCUGGUGACAGAGCUGGAUAUUUUCAUCAUGCUGCACCAGACACGCAGCACAAUGCUGCAUUCACGUUACCCGGCAUCGAUUGAGCUUAACACUGCCCUCUUGUUUGAAUCAAUACAUUUUAUCACAUAAUUACACAUAAAGACUUAUGUUCAUAGGAUUAUUGUCACAGCUGAUAUGAUAGUUCAAACAAAGACAGGAUGACAAGAGCGAUAAAGGAUGUGUGGUCCAUUUUCAUGGUUUUUACAGUUAUUAAAACAUUGUCAUGUCAGGCUAAGAGUCGUUGUAAAUUGACUUGUCGGUGAAGAGGAAACGAAAGCCAAAAAACAGUAUCUGAGAAGUCGGCUCUUGAUUUAACUGUUGUUUCUGUUUGAUGUUUACCAGUAUAAAUAAACCAAUGAGAAAAAGGAAUCUAAUAGUAGUUUUAACCUUAUGAUAUCUUAUGAUAUAUGCUUGUGACAUAAUUUACCAGGUACCUAUAGAGAGCAAUGUUGACUAUUUGUAGACACUAACUCUGCCAUGGUCCGUUGAACAAAGCCUAUGGGAAAAUGUAUAGAGUUUUUGGAUAAACGCUGAAAAUAAGGUCUGUGGUACACACAGGCUUAGGAGAUCUUAUACGUUUUGUUCUAUGCCAUAAUCUUCAUCAACUAACAUCACUUUUUGUGAAUUUUGGUAAUUCAAAAAUAACGCACAUAAAGUCUUCAUAAUUCAUAAAGGUCAUGUUAACUGACAUAUUAUCUUAUAGAACAAAACGUAUAAGAUCUCAUAAGCCCGUGUUAACCUCAGAUCUUAUUUUCGGCAUUUAUUCUUUCUCCAUAAAUUUUGCUCAUAGGAAUGACUGACUACAAGCUGUCAAGCUCUAUUGUUGCUUUCUUAAAGGGACGCUCUGCAGUUACUUCAUCAAUAUUUGGACUUCUGUGUUAAUGAAAUGUACCCAUCGAUUCUUGAAGAAUAUAAUUUAUAAAUGCCCCAUCAGCUUAGUUUAACUGUAGCCAAUUCAGACCCCAAAAUAGAAACUUGUUUCACUUCAAUGUUUGUUGACAAUGAAAAUGUAAACAAACAGGUUGUUUCCAUUACAAACAACCUUUAAUCUCGAGUCACGACUGAAAAACAAAUGAGAUAAGGUUCGGUAUAAUCUUAAAGCAUUUUUAACUCUCCAACUCAUCCCAAACCAUCUCAAUUGGGUUGAGGUCAGGUGAUUGUGGAGGCCAGGUCAUCUGAUGCAGCACUACAUCACUCUCCUUCUUGGUCAAAAAGCCCUUACACGGCCUAGAGUUGUGUUAGGUCAUUGUCCUGUCGAAAAAAACUAAUGAUAGUGCCACUAAGCGCAAACCAGAUGGGAUGGCGUAUUGCUGCAGAUGGGAUGGCAUAUUGCUACAUAUUGCAAUCUCUGAACAGUUGAUGUUGAGAUGUGUCUGUAACUUGAACUCUGUGAAGCAUUUAUUUGGCCUGCAAUUUCUGAUGGUAACUCUAAUGAACUUAUCUUCUGCAGCAGAGGUAACUCUGGGUCUUCCCUUUCUGUGGCGGUCCUCAUGAGAGCCAGUUUCAUCACAGUACAUGAUGGUUUUUGCGACUGCACUUGAAGAAGUGUUCAAAGUUCUUGAAAUUGUCUGGACUUAUAGACCUUCAUGUCUUAUUGUAAUGAUGGACUGUCAUUUCUCUUUGUUUAUUUGAGCUGUCCUUGCCAUCAUAUGGACUUGGUUAUUUACCAAAUAGGGUUAUAUUCUGUAUAUCCCCCCCACCUUGUCACCACACAACUGUUUGGCUCAAAUGCAUUAAGAAGGAAAUAAAUUCCACAAAUUAACUUUUAACAAGGCAUACCUGUUAAUUGAAAUGCGUUCCAGGUGACUACCUCGUGAAGCUGGUUGAGAGAAUACCAAGAAUGUGUAAAGCCGUCAUCAAGGCAAAGGGUGGCAACUAAGAAGAAUCUCAAAUAUAAAAUAUAUUUUGAUUGAACACUUUUUGGGGUUACUACAUGAUUCCAUGUGUGUUAUUUCAUAGUUUUGAUGUCUUCACUAUUAUUCUACAAUGUAGAAAAUAGUCAAAAUAAAGAAAAACCCGGGAAUGAGUAGGAUUGUCCAAACGUUUGACUGGUAAUGUAUGUCAGCCAAACAGGCCAGGCUGGAGCGAAAGGCACUUGUAUUUAUUAUUUCUCUCUCAUUAUGGAUGAUUAAAAUGUGUAGCGGAGGA
Messenger RNA from Oncorhynchus kisutch (coho salmon), 6032 nucleotides. It is a transcript of the gene lrfn5b, whose product is annotated as leucine rich repeat and fibronectin type III domain containing 5b. Bases 842 to 3163 code for a protein of 773 amino acids. Gene Ontology annotation, molecular function: protein binding. Lineage: Eukaryota; Metazoa; Chordata; Actinopteri; Salmoniformes; Salmonidae. The transcript has 6 exons. The record is from RefSeq and is a predicted model, not a curated record.